UCAGCAACUUAUAGCGGGUCUGUGGGACUGAGGUGGGCAUUCUGGCACUGGGGGGAACUGACUUGGUGUCACUGACAUCCCCAGUUACACCAAUACAGUGAUCAGUGCUAAUAAAAAGCACUGACACUGUACUAAUGGAACUGGGCAGGAAGGAGUUAACAUCUGUGGUGUUCAAAGGGUUAACUGUGUGCUGUUUUACUGUAUGUGCUUUGUAUGGCCCCCUACCCGGAAAUGCAAAAUUGCAUAGUACACCACCCAGCGAUCGCCGUGUAGAACUGAAAGGGGAAAGACCUGUGUGUAAACAACACAGGUCUCUCUCCUGCCAGCAG
Messenger RNA from Staurois parvus, 329 nucleotides. The record is from the annotation of a GenBank genome assembly. NCBI's taxonomy places the organism in Eukaryota, Metazoa, Chordata, Amphibia, Anura, Ranidae.